AUGGCAUCUAUUCGGUAUUAUGGAAGGCAAGUGGUAACAUCCCUUCUGUGCUUCUACAUGAUCGUAUUUUACGAGUCUGCUAUGGGCAAUCCGGGUGCAGAAAGAAGUCAGCAUGCUGAAAAACUGCGCGGCAAAAACAUUGCAUUUUACGCUGCUAAUGCAGAGUUGCAUCUGAAUCUGGAACACCUAACGACGCUAUAUGUAAGCGCCGAAAAACUGCACAGGAAUUUGUGCGCUAUCGCGGAUGAAAUCAGUGACUCUGACGCUCCGGAAGAAAAUAAAAGAAUAGAACUCGAGGGGUGUAGCGGUGCAAUUAAGCUAGUUGAAGAUGUAAUCCGUGAUGCCAAGUAUUACGUAGAACUAGCAGGUAUUCUGGAUGAGUACAUUACCUUAAGCAGGGAAAGUAAGAAAACUGGUACAACUUCGGAGAGAGCAGCUGAACUCAAAAACGCUCUCAGAAGUCUAGAACAGAGGUUCAAAAACAAAGAGCAGUUAGCAUUGCACCUGCUGACAUACGGCAUUGGAGAGUACUACGUAAACUUUAUGCGAGAAGCCGAAGCCUUCAUUCAUAAAUACGCAAAUUGA
Molecule: messenger RNA, 585 nt
Organism: Babesia bigemina
Lineage: Eukaryota; Apicomplexa; Aconoidasida; Piroplasmida; Babesiidae
Exons: 1
Coding region: 1-585 (194 amino acids)
Source: RefSeq, a predicted model, not a curated record